AGACGAUCGAAAUUUGUUGAAUGGCCGACCAACACACCGCAUGUGACUGACGGAGUAUACUAUGGUUACUCUGCAACAAGUAGAACCACAGUCCGAAGUCUCAAAAAGAAGAUUAGCAAGAGAUUCUAUUAGAAAAGUAGCAGGAGGGUUGUUUUAUAAGACUAACUUUUGUUUCUGUCUUGAUGGGACAGCAGUGUGCCUGGUUUCAGGUGAUACCUUUACGGUAUAUCGCACUUGUCCUUCUCAACAAGGCAACGUCCAAAAUACUCAUUGGCAAAAAAGUUUUAUUUCUAAACCACACGAUAAGAGAAUUACGAAAGUUGCCAGUCAUCCGGUUGAUGGUGCCGUCGUUAUGUCAGCCAGUGAGGAUGGGACUUUGAGAAUAUGGGAUGUGGAAGAAGGAAGUUUGCAAAAAACUAUAGAUAUUGGACUACCCAUAGAACACUGUUUAUAUGAUACAAAGUUUACAGACACUGUGUAUUGUCUUUGUCGCAAGCUGGGUGCUGUAGAAAGAGAUUCCUUGUUGGACGGACAACAGUCAGAGAAGAAGACAAUAAGGAAUUUUGCUCGUGGACACAACUUGUAUAGAGUAAUAUCAGUGAAAAUAAGUAAUGGUAAAGUGUCCAAUCUCUUUCAAGUGAAGCGCCCUCGAUGCUUUUGUUUGGCUUCCUCUUCGGAACUUGUUCUUUUGGUCGGAACUGAUUAUGGACUGACCUGUUAUUUUUUGGAUAAGAAAGAGAACGGAGUGCUUCACAUGAGGCACUCAAAGCCUAUUCGUGCAAUGGCAUAUCAUGAGGAGACGGAUACAUUAGCGGUUGGAGAAGAGACUGGAAUGAUUCGCAUAUUUCGUUGCUUUGUGUCAACAUUAUCUAAACAAAAUGAUAUGCAUCCAAUUCAUUUUUUAAAUGCCUUAACGCAUUCAAAGUUUCAUUGGCAUUCACGAACAGUCUUAUCUUUAACCUUUUCUGUCAAUGGUGUGCGUCUCUUUUCAGGCGGUACAGAAGGUGUUUUAGUAUCUUGGAAAGUCAAUACAGGAGAGCACACAUUUCUUCCUAGACUAGGUGGAAGCAUUCGAUAUCUUAUGGUAGAUUCGUAUAGAAAUGUAAUCGGAGUCUCAAGCCAAGACAACAGCUUUAAAUUAUUGGAUGCUUCUAAUGGUGACCUUGUUUGCGAAAUACGUGGAGCAUGGUCUUGGACAGCUUUUCAUCCUCAAAGGAAAGACAAAGAAGCAAUGGAAUCAAGAGAUUCCUGGAUGGAUUUUGUAAAGUGCAUUUGGACAGCCAAUAGCACACCGAAACUAUUACUACCAGGUAGAACUGGUCGAUUGCAAAUAUUUGAUAUUUCACAAGAUCUACAUUUAAUGGAAGUCGAUUUGUUCUACUUCAAUUAUCAACCAACUUGUGCGGAAGACGCCAAGUGGAUUCCCUUUAUUUCUCAUUUAUGUGUGACCAAAGACAUGUCUAGUAUUAUUACUUUGGAACGGCGCCAUGUUCCUGAAGAUGAGUCUUUUCCACCGGAGUUUAGCGCACAAGUUGUUCAGUUUUAUGAGUUACAGUCUUCGCAUUACGUAUUGAAAAGCAGAAUGUUUAUUCAAUCCAAAGAUUCUUUUGUCUUGGAUAUGUUUUGUCAUCCUAGUGCUGCUAUGCUUUGUACAUUACAUAAGAAUGGGACUGUUAGAAUAUGGGCUCUUAAGAGUACACAAGAACAGCAGCAGCUGAAAUGGUAUUGUAUCCAUACAUGGAAAGGUUGUCAAACAGCAACCACCAUCCGAGGAGCUUUCUCUAGUGAUGGCAGUCUUUUGAUAAUUGCAUAUGAUAACUUGAUUUCUUUUUGGAAAUUGGAAGAAAAUGCAAGUCAUAUUUCAUUGUUGAGUGAAAAGAGCUUCGAUGUUGGUCAUAUUGCUUCGUUACAUUGUUUGGGUGGUAACUGCGGUAUCUUGAUUGUCACUACGGCUAAUAGCUUUCUCGUUGUUGACUUGAUUCAGAUGGAAAUGUUAUGGUCACAACAUGUUUCAGAGCCUAUGGUUGCUUGUGAUGAUGUCUCACCUCGUUUUGCAGUCGUCUAUAAGAAUAAUAUUGAUUCCAAUUGGAUGCCUCAAAUGCAAUGUGAAAACUCCUCAACUCGAAAGAGAUAUCACCAUAAUAAGAUCUGCAUCUAUGAACCUUUUUCAGUUGAUCCUCUGCACGUUUUAGAUGCAAAGGGAAUAUCUAUCAAAGCGGCUUUUUUUUCGCUCAUUCAUUUCAAUUUAAAUAUUCCUGAUCUUAUUUUGAUUGAUAGUGAACUACAAAUGUACGGAUGUUAUUUGAACUCUUCACAACAAGCCCAACCCGAAGAAUUACUCAAGGAUGAACAUAAGGCAUAUCAUAGCGAAGAAUCUGCUUACUUUCAUAUUCUUGGAGAGAAGUUGUAUCAUAGGGAAUCGACUCGUCUUCCAGAUACUUUACCUUUGGAUAAUAGUAACCCAAGUAUUGGCCAUCCCAACAAAGUAUUGGAGUUGCAAGAUGUUCCUAGUCACGUGUUGCCUGCACCACAUGAAUUGCUGAAUAGUUUGUUUCAUUUUCAUACUCUUCGUAUUCAUUCCACAGAAGAGUCUUCCAGUGACUUGUCAACAGAUAUCACUAUGGUGGAACGGAAACCUGAAUGGAACUUGAUGACAAAUGCAUUUCAAUUAGAUGAAAAGAAUCAUCGACAUUAUGGACAACGUCUUUGGAAAAAGUUGUUUCAAUUAAGAAGACCGACAUAACGUACAUAUUGAGAAUAGUAUAAAACAACCUUUUAAGUG
Messenger RNA from Galdieria sulphuraria, 2782 nucleotides. RefSeq names its product transducin family protein / WD-40 repeat family protein. Gene Ontology annotation, molecular function: RNA binding; protein binding. Gene Ontology annotation, biological process: positive regulation of rRNA processing; positive regulation of transcription by RNA polymerase I. Gene Ontology annotation, cellular component: nucleolus. NCBI's taxonomy places the organism in Eukaryota, Rhodophyta, Bangiophyceae, Galdieriales, Galdieriaceae. The coding region runs from base 62 to 2743 and encodes 893 amino acids. The record is from RefSeq and is a predicted model, not a curated record. The transcript has a single exon.